AUGGUCACGCGAGUCUAUGGGUCACACAGUUCUGUUCAUCAGAGGAGAUCAGAACCAGAGCCCAGCUGUGUGUCUAUGAGGAGUGACGCGUCUAUGGGUCCACCAUUACAUUUUAAGAGUGGAGAUACACAGACUGAUCUCAGCCAUGAAGUCUUCAACAGGUUUAGAUCAAAUCUGAUGAAGAAGUUUGAGUGUCUGUAUGAGGGAACAGCACAGCAGGGAAACCCAACACUCCUGAAUGAGAUCUACACAGAGCUCUACAUCACAGAGAGUGAGAGUGGAGAGAUCAGUAAUGAGCAUGAGGUGAGACAGAUUGAGACACAAUCCAGGAGAGCAGCAACAGAGGACACACCGAUCCAAUGCAAUGACAUCUUUAGACCUUUACCUGGACAAGACAAACCCAUCAGAACUGUGCUGACAGAGGGAGUCGCUGGCAUUGGAAAAACAGUCUCUGUGCAGAAGUUCAUCCUGGACUGGGCUGAAGGGAAAGAGAAUCAGGACGUCCAGCUCAUAUUUCCACUUCCUUUCAGAGAGAUCAACUUGAUGAAGGACAAAACACUCAGUCUUUCUGAUCUUCUUCAUGUCUUUUUCCCUGAAACAAAAGAAAUGGAAAUAUCCAGUGACAAAUAUAAAGUGUUGUUCAUCUUUGAUGGUCUGGACGAGUGUCGUCUGUCUCUGGAUUUUCAGAGCGAUGUGAGGUUGUGUGAUGUAAGUGAAUCAGCCUCAGUGGACGUGCUGCUGAUGAACCUCAUUGUGGGGAAUCUGCUUCCCUCUGCUCUCAUCUGGAUCACCUCCAGACCAGCAGCAGCUGAUCUUGUCCCCUCUGAGUGUGUCCAUCGAGUGACAGAGGUACGAGGCUUCAAUGAGCCACAGAAGGAGGAAUACUUCAGGAAGAGAAUCAGUGAUCAGAGUCUGGCCAAUACAAUCAUCUCACACCUGAAGUCAUCAAGGAGCCUCUACAUCAUGUGCCACAUCCCAGUGUUCUGCUGGAUCUCAGCCGCUGUUCUAGAGAAGAUGUUGAGCGAAGCAGAGAGUGGAGAGAUUCCCAAGACUCUCACUCAAAUGUACACACACUUCCUGAUCCUUCAGACCAACAUCAAACAUGAGAAGGACUAUGAGAAGAACGUGACAGAUGAAGACAUGAUCCUCAAACUGGGGAAAGUGGCUUUUCAGCAGCUCAUGAAAGGCAAUGUGACCUUCUAUGAGGAAGACCUGAGAGAGUGUGGCAUUGAUGUGACAGAAGCAUCGGUGUACUCAGGAUUAUGCACUCAGAUCUUCAGAGAGGAGUUUGGCUGGUAUCAGGGGAAAGUCUUCUGCUUUGUUCAUCUGAGUGUUCAGGAACAUCUAGCAGCUCUAUAUGUGCACCUCUCCUGUACAAACAACAACAUAAAUGUGUUUGACCAAAUCACCAAACAGAAUAUGCGGUUCAAGGUUAAGUAUCAACACAAUUCACCAGAAUAUGUUUCACUAUCUGAGCUGCAUCAGAGAGCUGUGGAUGAGGCUCUACUGAGUAAAAAUGGACACCUGGACCUUUUCCUGCGGUUUCUUCUGGGUCUGUCAGUGGAGUCUCAUCAGAUUCUCCUACAAGGACUAAUGAAACAGACAAGCAGAAGAUCUGACAGCAAUGAGAGAACAGUUGAGUACAUCAAGAAGAAGAUCAGGACCAUUGACUCUUCAGAGAAAUCCAUCAAUCUGUUCCACUGUCUGAAUGAACUGGGUGAUCAUUCACUAGUGGAGGAAAUACAACAGUAUCUGGAAUCUGGAAGAAUAAAUGCAGUCAAACUCUCUUCAUCUCAGUGGUCAGCUGUAGUCUUUGUGCUUUUGACAUCAGAGAAGAAGCUAGAUGAGUUUGAUAUUAAUAAAUUUGUUGGAGGAAACAAUGAAACCAAAAAACUGGAGGUUUUUCAGAAGAUGCUGCCUGUGAUUAAAGAAUCCAGAUCAGUUCAGUUGAGUUAUUGUGGAGUCACAGAUGAAGGUUGUGCUGCUCUGACUUCAGCUCUGAGAUUUAAUCCCGAACACCUCAGAGAACUCAAUCUGUCUUGGAAUAAAAUAGGAAAUUCGGGAGCCACGAUGUUGUGUGCUGUACUGCAGGAUCCUCACUGUAAACUGGAGAAAUUAGAGCUGAGGAAUUGUGGUGUCACAGAGGAGGGUUGUGCUGCUCUGGCUUCAGCUCUGAGAUCAAACCCCUCACACCUGAGAUAUCUGGAUCUGUCUUGGAAUAAACUAGGAGAUUUAGGUGUGAAGCAUCUUUGUGCUGCACUUAAAAAUCAUCCCUGCAAACUGGAGAUACUGGAGUUGAGGUGUUGUAGUGUUACAGAUGAAGGCUGCAAUGCUCUGGCUUCAGCUCUGAGAUCAAACCCCUCACACCUGAAAGUACUAAAUCUGUCUGGAAAUAAACUAGGAGAAUCAGGAGUGAAGUUGAUCUCUGAUCUGAAGCAUGAUCCACAUUAUAAACUGGAGAAACUAUACUAUUGAUCUGCUGAUGGUGAAUAAGGAGCCGCUGUGUGACUUCACACCCUUUAUUCUUUUUAUAUUUUGUUGGUCUGUUCUUUUGAAUGACCGAUAUCAUCUGAUUUCUGCAAUUUUCGUCCAUAGGACCUGAACUUACUGUAUAAUUUAAGACUAAAUUUUAUAUGUGAUGGUACAUGAAUGAGUGUUGAAAAGCAUUGUCUGUAAUUUGGAGUUGUUUUGAAUUUGCUAGAUAUUGAUUACCAUAGAUGCUGUAACACUUAUUAUCCACCACAAAUGACAGUAAGCAGCAAAACUAAAACAUUUAAACCAACAAUCUGUAGACUUAGUGUAAAUAAUAGAUUCAUUGUGCAAUAUAGCCAACUUUGUUUAUUAUAAAGUGGAGAAGAUUAAUUUAUCAAUAACACUUUUCCGCCCAGUUUCACAGACACGGUUUAAGAUAGUCCUAGACUAAAAUGCAUGUUUGAGCUUUUUAACUGAAAGUAACUUGCACUGACAUAUCUUAAAAUAUGUCUGAGCUAUUGUUUUGUCUCAAGAUGCACACCAGUAAGGUUUUUUUCUAGGGUAUGUUUAUAAAUACCCUAAUUGAUAUAAGGCUUAUUCCUUGCUUAGCCUAAGCCCUGUCUGUGAAACUGGCCCUUUAUGUUUACAUGUGUAAAUUUAGGAAAGAUGAUAAACUUUACUUUAGAAAGCAUUGAGAGCUUGACUACUGAAGAGAAAUAAGCAAAUAUUUUAAGUGUCACAUUUUUUUACCUUUAAUAUAAACUUGUUUUUUAAAAUGUGUCUAUCAACAGAGACGAAUGCAUUAAAGAUAAUGCAAAUGAUUUCACUGAACGUUUAUUUCUAAAAAAAGUUUUUAUUAUUUUUAAUAUGAUGAUCUAUCUAAAUGAUCUAUUCAAGUGGACAGAUGGUUGAAAUAUUUAAUGUAAUAUAUUAAUAUAAUAAUAUACUGAUUUUCUUCUCUUUUUCGACAAGACAACUAAGGUAGUAAAAGGUGGCUGUUUUUGAUUUCUUAUUCCUUAUUUAUUUUUUUACAAAAACAUCCACUUAAAUGAUCUGGUUUUCAUCAAGUUAUUGUAUAUUUGGAAGUUACUGUGUAAACAACUCAAAAUAAUACAUCUGUUUGGAAUAACUGCUUAUUUAGAAUUAAAUUACUCUUAGAUUUAAUGGAGAAAAGAUACAUAUUCUAUUGUUUGCUAAUAUGGAGAGGUUUUUUUUUUUUUGUUAGUUUGUUUUUAUGGUAUAAUUUUAAGCGAUGUGUUCCGAAAUCUGUUGUUCUAAUGGUUAGAAAUGCAAUGCAACUUAAGACUGUUAUUCACCAUCAACAAAUGGUUGUGAUUUUGAAGUUAUGUAAUAGAAGACCUCCAUUUAAUGGAACACAUUUGGCUCCUGACAAAAGUUUACUUUCACUUUCAUUUUGGAUCUACACUAACAUUAGGGUGUAACCAUUCCAGUGGUGUUCAGUCACAGAA
Megalobrama amblycephala (Wuchang bream) is the source of this 3941-nucleotide messenger RNA. Its product is annotated as NLR family CARD domain-containing protein 3-like. The transcript is spliced from 7 exons. Gene Ontology annotation, molecular function: protein binding. Bases 1 to 2475 code for a protein of 824 amino acids. The record is from RefSeq and is a predicted model, not a curated record. NCBI's taxonomy places the organism in Eukaryota, Metazoa, Chordata, Actinopteri, Cypriniformes, Xenocyprididae.